Saccostrea cuccullata (small rock oyster) is the source of this 897-nucleotide messenger RNA. RefSeq lists its product as uncharacterized. The transcript is spliced from 4 exons. Bases 322 to 864 code for a protein of 180 amino acids. The record is from RefSeq and is a predicted model, not a curated record. Lineage: Eukaryota; Metazoa; Mollusca; Bivalvia; Ostreida; Ostreidae. Gene Ontology annotation, molecular function: zinc ion binding.
UUUCUGUUUCAAAAUUGAAACGUAUGGAUUUAUUGAGGCUGUGUGAUGCAGUUGUAAAGCUCGAUUUGCCAGAUGACCCCGAUAUGUGCUCCGAUCAGCCUCUGUAUGUGCAUGAUAUUCUUAGUGAAUUCUCAGUAGAAGAUCCCUUCCGGAUGCAGGGGCUGUCAAAUGAUCUAACAAAGCUACCAACAUUUUUGCUCUAUGAUGUAUUUAAUUAUCUAUUAUAUAAGACUAUAAACUAUGACCAAGGUAAAUUAAAAGCUUACAAGUCUUGUGAGGAUUACAGAUUUUUUUUUCGAUGGCUAUGUAGAGCAGUUGGAAAUGAAAGAACUUGAUGAUCAAGACCUUUACCAUAUCAAGUCUUCUGUUAAGCCAACACAGAAGGAUAAGACUUAUCUAAAUAAGACUGCAUACGAUGUUUGGGUCAUCAUGGCAAAAAACGGAAAUGUAAAAUGUGCGUACUGCACAUGCAUUGGUGGAGCUGAUGGUGGAUGUCGUCACAUUGGAGCAACUUUAUACGAAAUAGAAGCCUUCGAAGUCAAGUCAGUCGCGGAUGGGGGCAAUUUAUGGGCUAAACGACCACGAAAACAUGAUUGCCCAGUUCCCAUCAAGCAACUAAAGAUCAUGAAAGCAAGGUAUACAGGUGUGGAAUAUAACCAAUCUGAUGCACACAAUUUUGACCCUCGCAGUGUGGAUCAAAGGCAGAAUUACUCAGAAAUGGAAAUCACUAAAAUAGCUAGAAGUCUUCGAGAGAUAUCCCCCAAUAUACAAGCCCUAGAUAUUCUUGAGGUACAAAAACCAAUAGAGAAUGUUACAGGUGACUGUGAUCAACCAUGUCAAAAAUGUACUGUUUUUACCAUCUAAAACAUGCUGAGAAAUGUUAAAUCUACUGCUGCA